AUCAUCUUAAUGUCGAUGCGCGUGACGUCACCGCGCCGUUACCCGAGGAGCGAAACAAACAUGGCGACAGAGUGGAGUGGACAGGGCUACCUGCUAACUUUAGUCGUAGUCCUUUGGAGCGCUGUGGGGGGUCGAACGGAGACGACGAGUGUUGGCUGGAGCCAGAUAUUGGGCAUGAGACUGGAGAGGAGCAAUAAACCGGCCACAAUCACCGAGGACGGUGUCAUUCAGGUAACGGAAGAGAGCAGUGUCCAGCUCAGGAUUUACGGGCUGCAGCUCAGUUCGGACUCAGCUUCCCAGAUCCGGUUCGCGGAGAUCGACGAGGAUAACAGGACUUGUGUCUCCGAUUUUACCAAAGAUAUUAGUGUCGUAAAUUACAUGAACGUUAGCAGUCGGGGGACAUCAGGUGUAGUGAGUGUAAACGUCAAGCCGCUACGAAAAACUGAGCGCGAGCGGGAAUAUGUCGCGUGCAUCAGGAGUCAGGAAGACAAGUGGCACCUGCUGUCAGAGAACGACGGUAGGUUACGAGUUGUGGAGGAGAAAACUUCUCUGCUCCCUCUAUGGCUUCAGAUCAUCCUGGUGUCGUGCCUGCUUGUCCUGUCCGGUAUGUUCAGUGGACUAAAUCUGGGGCUCAUGGCAUUAGAUCCGAUGGAGCUUCGCAUAGUGCAGAGUUGUGGUACUGAUAAAGAAAAGAGGUAUGCCCGCAAAAUCGAGCCCAUUCGUAGGAAGGGUAAUUACCUGCUUUGUUCCUUAUUGCUUGGUAAUGUCCUUGUAAAUACCACGCUUACUAUCCUGCUGGAUGACCUUAUCGGAUCAGGUUUUGGCGCAGUAGUGGCAUCCACUGUGGGCAUUGUGAUUUUUGGGGAGAUCGUGCCACAGGCACUUUGUUCUCGCCAUGGUUUAGCGGUUGGUGCCAACACCAUCCUGCUGACCAAGUUCUUCAUGCUCCUCACCUUCCCACUGUCAUUUCCCAUCAGCAAGCUCCUGGACUUCAUUCUUGGCCAGGAAAUUGGAACAGUUUACAAUCGGGAGAAGUUGGUGGAGAUGCUCAAGGUGACAGAACCAUACAACGACUUGGUUAAGGAGGAGCUCAACAUGAUUCAGGGUGCAUUGGAGCUAAGGACCAAAACAGUGGAGGAUGUCAUGACACCACUGAACAACUGCUUCAUGAUCAAAUCUGAUGCUGUGCUAGACUUCAACACCAUGUCCGAGAUCAUGGAGAGCGGCUACACACGCAUCCCAGUCUACGAAGAUGAACGCUCCAACAUCGUUGACAUUCUGUAUGUAAAGGACUUGGCCUUUGUUGAUCCAGAUGACUGCACAACACUUAAAACUGUGACCAAGUUUUAUAACCACCCAGUCCACUUCGUCUUCCAUGACACCAAACUGGAUGCCAUGUUAGAGGAGUUCAAAAAAGGCAAAUCUCACCUGGCCAUAGUGCAGCGGGUGAAUAAUGAGGGAGAAGGAGACCCUUUCUAUGAGGUGCUGGGUCUGGUGACACUGGAAGACGUUAUUGAGGAGAUUAUCAAGUCAGAGAUCCUGGAUGAGUCUGAUCUCUACACUGACAACCGAAACAGAAAGAAGGUGGACCCAAAUAAAAAUAAGAGGGACUUUUCAGCCUUCAAACAUGAAAGCGAAUCCAAGGUGAAGAUCUCUCCCCAGCUGCUCUUAGCUGCUCAUCGAUUCCUGGCUACUGAGGUGAGCCUUUUCAGUCCACUCCAGAUCUCUGACAAAAUUUUGUUGCGAAUCCUCAAGCAUCCUGACGUCAUCCAGGAUCUGCGGUUCAAUGAAAAUGACAAGCGCUCACAGCAACACUACCUAUAUCAGCGUGGCAAGCCUGUUGACUAUUUUAUUCUCAUCUUGCAGGGCCGGGUGGAAGUGGAGGCAGGCAAUGAGAAUAUGAAGUUUGAGACUGGUCCCUUUUCUUAUUAUGGAGUCAUGGCAUUAACUACAUCAUCCUUGGCUGUCACCCCCCCUCUGUCCCCCUCCGUGGUGCUGCCUCGACCACGGCGCCUUUCUCUUAAGAGGUUUUCUCUGUUCUCUCGCUUCCCAGAGUUUCGUUCUCCUUCGCACCUUAGCGGGCUGAAUCGCUCGGCUUCUGUGAGCUGCACAGAGAGGGUGGAUGCACUGUCCACCAGCGGCAGCAACUCACAGCUCAACAGUGCCUCCACACCCCAAUAUGUCCCGGACUUCAAUGUGCGUGCCCUCUCCGACCUACAGUUUGUUAAGGUCACUCGUGCUCAGUACCAAAAUGGUCUUUUGGCCUCCAAACUGGACAGCACACCACAGUCACCUCAGAGCAAUCACAUUAGAUUGGACAGCAUGAUUGCUCCAUCACUGACUCCACCCACUACUUCUACAACCUGCAGCACAGUACCGUCUGCACUCAGAGAUGGACCAAACGAGACCACAACACUGCUAAAUGACAAGAACAGCCUGAAUAGUCACCGGGCUGCCCAACCACAGUCCUAUUCUAACUCCAAUUCCAACUCAAACCUCAACAUCAGUACUAACACUAACUCCAGCCCUCACCCUCUAUCCAACAACCACCCUCAGACACAGAGUUACCCCAACAACCCAAACACUCAGACACCUCAUCUGCACAUUCACACCAUCUCUCUUAGCCACGCACACACAGAGAGCACUAUCUGAUUGUUGAGCUGUGGUUGGCGUGAGGCUCUGGAGAGGACCAGACCUAUCCAUAAACAUGCACAUACACACAAACAAAUCUAUAUGUGUACAUGGCCAUUUACAAUCUAUAUGCAAUCGAACACAGAAGCACUUACACACAUGAACUUUGGAGCAGGCCUUUCUUCCUACCUUUCCUGCAUGGCAGCUUUGUUUCCUAUUUCCAAUUUCCAGUUUGAUGGGAUUUCAGUGAAACCCAGAUGUCUACAGCAGGAGAUUUCAGCGUGUUGUGAAAGAGAUCCUACAGGUGUAGAGAAACCUGAAUGAAGAAAGUUCAUUAACAGGUCAUAAUGACCUUUUUUUGCAUGUUGAACACAUAUGCACAUUUUUGUGUUUAAUAGUUUGGAUAAGUGUUUCUGUAGCAUGCAAUGGCCUAAAAAUGUCAACAACACAUGUCCAUUUUUGAAUGACAUAACAUUAUAUUAGAAAUGAUUGCAAGAUGUGCACUUUUUAUAACCCUUAAGAAUCCAUACCAAACCUUUCGUGACUGUUUUUUCCUGUUUUGUAGUUUUGGUGUUACUGUUACCAAGGCUCUCCAGGGAACCCGUGGUGAAAUCUGUUCAACAUAAGCAUGAAUUUCCACUGCUUUACUAGGUUUAUCAGUUUAUCAAGUGUACAUUACACACAGUGUGUUCUCAAGGUAGAUACACUUGUCACACUACAGUUUGGACUGUAUGUCAACCAUAGUUCUGCAAAUCAUUAAAACCAUUGUACAUAUUUAGUACUAUAUUUGACAUGUAUUAAAUAACUUUCGACCCUGAAGCAGUGGAGAGCUAUGUAACAGACCUAAACACAAGCUCUUUUAUUCUUGGUUAGAGUAGAAUAUAUGGAAUCAGUAAAUUAUUAAAUAUUUAUUUGUGCCUAAAUUAAUGUGUAUAUAGGAUUCUCCAUUUUGAACUGGAAUUAAUGUUCUAUGUUUAGAUUGCAUCAGUUUAUCAGGGCACAUCUGUAUUUUGUUCAUUUAAGAGGCCAAACCUGGCCAAAACUGUCCAGUACCAAAGCACAGAUCAUUUCCUUAUGGAAGUCAUUGUCGUUUUGUUCUCUCUCAAAUAUUAUAGUUUGGAGUAAAAAUUAGAAAUACAUUCCAGAAUAUGAAAUCAACUGUAGCUUUACUGGUGCUGAGACACAACAGAGACACUGUGACUCAAAUCAAAUUGUAAAUUCAGUGUUUUUCUCUCCUCACAUGCCAGAAUCAAAGCUAGCUUAAAAUACAGGAAAUGUUUAGCUAGUCCAGCAGAACUAGAUAUUAUAUCCAUGUAGCACAUUCAUAAGGACCAGUGAUUCUGUUGAGUGAGCAAAUGCACCUGUAGUGUGAACUCUGCAUUAGAAUUAUUGCUUCCUAAUACUACAGCUCUAGCAAAGAGGAAAACUCCACAGCACUACUAAGUGUUAAGUUGUUAUGACAGAGAGAAUCUUCGAAUCCUCGUUUGGAGUUCUCACCAUUUUAAGAUAGCAUAGUAACAGUUUUUAGGCAUGCUUAACAGCUUUGUCAUUCAUGUUCAAAUUAUUCAGUUCAUACGCUGUUUUUACUUCAAGUUGAAAUCGGUUGAAUUGGGAGGAAGGAUGUUUCUCAUUCAAAUCGACAAUUGCAUAGUAUGUUUUUCUGUUGAAAAGGUUUUUUUAAUAGUUCAUGAGUUAAUGUCUUUUUAUGCCUUUAUGAGAUGUCUAAAAAGCAAUAGACAGAUGAAUUCAAGGAUUUAUUAUAAUUAAUUGCACAAAUACUAAGUGGUUUAUAUUUUACCUCCGUUGAUGUUACAUGUUUUAGAAUUUUUUUUUAUAUAUUUAAACCAAAAAGUGUAGUUAAAGGUGGAUAGUUAAAGGAGGCAAAAUGGAUCUUCAUAAGCAUAUUGGUUAUGACCAUGCAUUAUUGUUUCAAUAUGACCAAAGGUACACAUAUAAAUUCAUUGGGAAAGAUGUUAGCCAAAGCUAUUUGCACUUUGAUCUGUCUGUAUCUCCUUUGUUAAAGUAACAUAUUGCCCUUUUUUGGGCCCUGGGUUGUGGAACGAGACACUCCUGCAUCGCAGAAGUAAUUAAAUUUCUUUGGGCUAGAGGUCCAGCAGGUAAUCUGCUGUUAAUAUUUCAUUGGAACUUUGUCAGUGACCCUGGUGAGGUGCAUUUUCAUUAUUAAGUGAGUUGUAGCUGUCUUUUUUUUUCACUGUAACGCCCUCAAUUUGACCAUUUGUUACCACUGAAGGUUAAAGAUUAUGAUUAUGUCUAUGCAGGUGUGCUGCGGGUGUGCUAUUUUCCAUUGUGCAUGGUUUACGCAUCAGUGUUUGUGGCUAUGCAUCUUGUGUGUUGAUGCAUGAAACAGUGAAGAAUUCUGCAAACUAGCAAAGCUCAUCUGACUGCUCAGACAUCAAAUAUUUUUUUGCAAAGCGUGAUUGUCUUCCGUUUGCUUGCUAUGUAUUUGUCAUAGCAGUUUUUUUCUUUUUCUUUAACAGAACAUGUAUAGUAUUGUGACCUCCCCUAUGUUUUUGCAGAGCGAUGCAUUUUAUGUGACUAUACAAAACACUGAGUUUGAUCAUUAAUGUCUGUCUGUGUUUGUCUUAAGGGAAGAGUGUAACGAGCAAAUGUACUGUACUUCCACUAAUGUUUGAUUGUUCUAUUUAAAGCAAUGUGUACAUAGCAUUUCAUAAGGACUGCUAGGAAGUUCUCAUGAAUGUGACAAUAAAUCUAAGACAUCUAUUUCUCUAUUAAAAAAAAUCUUCUCUCUUUUAUUUAUUUAGCAUAAUAAAUAACUUGGGUUUUCCUAUUAAUGUAGCAUUUUGAAUACAGGUGGUCAGUCCUUUAAGAACUGUUGAAGGAAAUAUAUUGUGCAUGUGUUAUCUUCCCACCUCUGACCCAUUAGUAGAUAAUAAGCACUUUGACCUAUUGUGUAAUAUUACUGAAUUAUUACAUGUGGGAUUAUCUUGAAUGGGCAUGUUUUGACAUAAGGGUGUCAGGAGCAACAACAGAAAUAAUGUUUAGGAUACAAAUGUUUUCAAUAAUGGCUGCUAUACUGCAAAUCUCCCUCUUUUUCCUUUUUUUUUUAUUGUUGUCUACUACUAUGAUUAUGACUAGC
This is a messenger RNA of Hemibagrus wyckioides, 5749 nucleotides long. Its product is annotated as metal transporter CNNM4. Gene Ontology annotation, molecular function: magnesium ion transmembrane transporter activity; sodium ion transmembrane transporter activity. The record is from RefSeq and is a predicted model, not a curated record. The coding region runs from base 10 to 2652 and encodes 880 amino acids. Lineage: Eukaryota; Metazoa; Chordata; Actinopteri; Siluriformes; Bagridae. Gene Ontology annotation, cellular component: plasma membrane. The transcript has 8 exons. Gene Ontology annotation, biological process: magnesium ion homeostasis; magnesium ion transport.